Molecule: messenger RNA, 414 nt
Organism: Peronospora belbahrii
Lineage: Eukaryota; Oomycota; Peronosporomycetes; Peronosporales; Peronosporaceae
Source: the annotation of a GenBank genome assembly
AUGGAAAGCGAAAGUGACAGUCGGGUUCAUUUCUCCGAGGUAAACGAUCCAUAUUCUAGCUCUCGACAUGUUGCCGUACUACAAGCUCUUGAUACUGUUGAAAAGAAACUAGUAACAUCACUGCGGACGGCAGCUAAUGCCAUGUAUUACAUGAAUCCACGUGUUUCAUCUGACGAGAAUUCGUCACUGGCUUUUAACUCGACGUGCACUGAAUUUCUCCAAUUGGUGAACGAGAUUCACACUGAAUUGGCCAACCACAUCCAUCUUGUCUCGGACUACCGCACGUUUAAACGAAGCACAUACGGCGCGGAGAAGGAUAUGGAGAUAUGUCGUGAGAAAGUUAAAAUUGUGUCGGAGCAAUUGCAGACACUCUCACGUUUUCUCGAGGAACACUAUACACCCGAGGAGACCUAG